This is a messenger RNA of Microcebus murinus (gray mouse lemur), 2334 nucleotides long. It is a transcript of the gene AACS, whose product is annotated as acetoacetyl-CoA synthetase. Gene Ontology annotation, molecular function: acetoacetate-CoA ligase activity. Gene Ontology annotation, biological process: lipid metabolic process; positive regulation of insulin secretion. Lineage: Eukaryota; Metazoa; Chordata; Mammalia; Primates; Cheirogaleidae. The record is from RefSeq and is a predicted model, not a curated record.
CCGGCCGGUGACUUACGGGAGGCGGUGGCGCGGGCUCCGGCUCCCUCUCCAGCUCCGGUUCCGUCGCGCGCUCCCCGCCGCCUGCGUCCCGCCGGCCCAGCCCUCGCCGCAGCCAUGUCCAAGGAGGCGCGGGCCGGGCGUGAGGAGAUCAUGGAGUGCCAGGUGAUGUGGGAGCCCGACAGCAAGAAGCGCGCGCACAUGGACCGCUUCCGGGCGGCCGUCGGCGCCGCCCGCGGCCGGUCGCUGGAGAAUUACAAUGACUUGUACCAUUGGUCAGUUGAGUCAUAUUCAGACUUCUGGGCAGAGUUCUGGAAAUUCAGCGGAAUUAUCUUCUCGCGCAUGUAUGAUGAGGUAGUCGACACAUCAAAAGGAAUUGCAGACGUCCCCGAGUGGUUCAAAGGCAGCCGUCUCAACUACGCAGAGAACCUCCUGCGGCACAAGGAGAAUGACAAAGUCGCCCUUUAUGUUGCGCGGGAAGGCAAGGAGGAGAUUGUGAAGGUGACUUUUGAAGAGUUGAGGCAGCAGGUGGCCUUAUUUGCUGCAGCAAUGAGGAAGAUGGGUGUGAAAAAAGGGGAUCGGGUGGUCGGCUACUUGCCCAACAGCGAGCACGCUGUGGAAGCCAUGCUGGCCGCGGCGAGCAUUGGCGCCAUCUGGAGCUCCACAUCCCCGGACUUUGGUGUAAAUGGUGUCCUGGACCGGUUUUCUCAAAUUCAGCCAAAGCUGAUCUUCUCGGUGGAGGCCGUUGUCUAUAAUGGCAAAGAGCACAGCCACAUGGAGAAGCUGCAGCAGGUGGUUAAAGGACUACCAGAUUUGAAAAAAGUGGUGGUGAUUCCUUACGUCGCCUGCAGAGAGAAGAUCGAUAUUUCCCAGAUUCCAAACAGCGUGUUCCUGGAUGACUUCCUCGCCGGCGGCUCUGGCGACCAGGCCCCGCAGCUGGAGUUCGAGCAGCUGCCCUUCAGCCACCCACUGUUCAUCAUGUUCUCCUCGGGCACCACGGGCGCGCCCAAGUGCAUGGUGCACUCUGCCGGGGGCACCCUCAUCCAGCAUCUGAAGGAGCACCUGCUUCACGGCGACAUGUCCAGCGGCGACGUGCUCCUGUACUACACCACGGUCGGCUGGAUGAUGUGGAACUGGAUGGUGUCGGCCCUGGCCACAGGCGCGUCCCUGGUCUUGUACGAUGGCUCCCCUCUGGUCCCCACACCCAACGUGCUCUGGGACCUGGUCGACAGGAUAGGCAUCACCAUCCUCGGGACCGGGGCCAAGUGGCUGUCCGUGCUGGAAGAGAAAGACAUGAAGCCAGUGGAAACCCACAGUCUGCAGACGCUGCGCACGAUCCUGUCCACGGGCUCACCGCUGAAAGCCCAGAGCUACGAGUACGUCUACAGCUGCGUGAAGGGCAGCGUCCUCCUUGGCUCCAUCUCAGGUGGCACCGACAUCGUGUCCUGCUUCAUGGGCCAGAACCCGUCUGUGCCCGUGUAUAAAGGGGAGAUCCAGGCGCGGAACCUGGGCAUGGCGGUGGAAGCGUGGAGCGAGGAAGGGAAGGCAGUCUGGGGGGAGAGCGGCGAGCUGGUGUGUACGAAGCCGAUUCCUUGCCAGCCCACGCACUUCUGGAACGAUGAGAACGGGAGCAAGUACAGGAAGGCGUAUUUCUCCAAAUUCCCAGGUGUCUGGGCACACGGCGACUACUGCAGGGUCAACCCCAAGACUGGGGGCAUCACCAUGCUUGGCCGCAGUGACGGCACGCUCAACCCCAACGGCGUGCGGUUCGGCAGCUCGGAAAUCUACAACAUCGUGGAAGCCUUCGAGGAGGUGGCGGACAGCCUGUGUGUCCCCCAGCAGAACAGGGACCGGGAGGAGAGGGUGGUCCUCUUCCUGAAGAUGGCCCCCGGGCACGCGUUCCGGCCGGAGUUGGUGAGGAGGAUCUGCGACGCCAUCCGCGUGGGCCUGUCUGCGCGGCACGUGCCCAGCCUCAUCCUGGAGACCAAGGGCAUCCCGUACACACUUAACGGCAAGAAGGUGGAAGUGGCCGUGAAGCAGAUCCUCGCCGGGAGAGCCGUGGAGCACCGGGGGGCUUUCUCCAACCCCGAGGCCCUGGACCUGUACCGGGACAUCCCCGAGCUGCGGGACUUCUGACGGUGUGUGCCGUUCAAUGCACAUGUGUGUGCUGUGACUUCCGUAUGUUCCAGAAGUUACUGAGACGCCUACGGCUGUUUUACAGGGACGUUUGCACCAAGCACUCUGCAGGCUUGGGGAAGAAUCGUUUCUCUGUUUUGUGGUUGACUCCGGGGGUGCCUCGGUCUUCUGCAUCCUGGAGCGGGAUUCUGGCUCUCAGAG